UUAUCAGUUAUCACAUAAUAGUUUUCAAAAUAGUCGAUUCUAUCAACUAAAUAAAAAUGUGUUUUCAAAAGGUGAAUAGACUAUGUUAAAACGGAAAUUCGACAUUGUUUUAUUUUUCUGUUGCGAGUUGGGUGGAAAGCGAACAUAGUUUUUAUAAAAUUUACACCCGUACCAACCCGCCAGUGACAAAACCGGGUAUAAGUGACUUGCGACCCAAAACUCGUCAACACUAGGUUCAACCCACUCUAACCGUAUUGAAUUAGGUUUGACACCCCUCCAUAAAUGACAUUGUUUUGGUUUUUUGGGUGCGGGUAUGAUGGAAAGCAAACUGAGUUUUAAAAAAAUCCACACAACUCAACACGAAAAUCACAAAAGCAGGUAAAACUCAGUCCAGACCGAAACUCGUCAAUACCACAUUCAACAUUCUUUGACUUGGUCGAUUGUUUCGUUUUUUAGUUAGGUGUGGGUUUUUAAUAAAAUCAACACCGUACCCAAACCGUCAUUUAGAAAAGCGGGUAAAACUAACUCGCGAGCUAAAACUCGUCCGUCUACACCAGGUUCACGAGCUAAAACUCAUCUGCUUCAUGUACAACUCUGCUCUCUCUUAUGCAAGUGUACAAAGGUCUAAGUGGGCAAAGAGUCAAUCUGGCCAAAUCCGCAAUAAUGUUCAAUCGGAAUACCCUUCUGAAUGCUGCACAAUCAAUGGGAACUCAACUGGGGGUUGGUAGUAUCGGAGAGCAAGACUCAUAUCUUGGAUUACCUUCCAUCUUAGGAAGGUCUAAGAGAGAUGCUUUUCUAUUCAUUAAGGAUAAGUUCCGCCAGAAAUUUGAUGGUUGGAAGCAAAGGGCUCUAUCCAAAGCAGGCAAGGAUACACUUAUAAGAACUUUUGCGACUAACUUACCUGACCAUGGUAUGUCAUGCUUUAAAUUUCCUAAAUAAACCUGUCGACGAUUGAACAGACAAGUAGUCAGAUUUUGGUGGGGCUCCUCUUCAAAUUCUGAACACCCUAUCCAUUGGGUCUCUUGGAGGGGAAUAUCUCAAAGAAAAUUCCAGGGUGGUUUGAGAUUUAGGGACUUUCAGGCGUUUAAUCAAGUGCUCUUGGCGAAACAAUUUUGGCUAAUUUGGACUAAUCCAGACUCUCUGUUAGGCCAAAUCUAAAAAGGCGUUACUUUAGCUCUUCGUUCAUUCUAAAGGCUCGGGUUGGGUCCAUCCCAUCAUGGGGAUGGCGUAGUCAACUUUAUGAACGAAAGCUUCUCCUUCACGGAUUACGUUGGCAAGUAGGAGAUGGCCAUGACAUCAAUGCUUUCUAUGGCACUUGGAUCCCAGCUCUGAAGCCAGAAGCCCGGUAAUUAGGUUGGGUAACAUUAACUCUGCGCCGCGAGUGUCUUUUUUUAUAAGGGCGGGUAUGGGGGGAAUGGCAUGUGCCGCGCCUUCACUAUUAUUUUAAUUCCCAAUCAGUUGGCCUUAUUUGCAAGAUGGCUCUGCCGCGGAAAGCUCAACCAGAUACCAACAUAUGGCACUUCACAAAAAAUGGUAAAUAUUCAGUUAAGACAGGUUAUCACUUGGCUUUAGAAGGUAUCGUGAUUCCAAAUAGAAAAUCAUUGGCUCAUAUUAUUGAUCCUCCUCCAAAACUCAGAUUCUUCAUCUGGCAAUGUCUCAAAGUAGUUCUCCCUACAAUAGUGGCUCUCAAAUCCCGAGUGGUUAACUGCCUGCGUCGUUGGCCCGUUGACCUAUUUGUUGGAGGUUCCAAGAAAGUAUAAAACAUUUAUUCUUGCGUUUCCCCCUUGCCAUCCAACUAUGGUAUUUUGUGGGAUUAAUUAAUAUACUGAAUGCAACCCCAAGAAUUAAUUUCAGCUUGUGGUGGCGUCAAAUUAUGCUAGAUGAGCAGUCAUAAACCCAUAUUCUCUAGAUAGUGUGCCUCUUGUGGAGAAUAUGAAAAUCAAGAAAUAAAGUUGUAUUUGAAAAUACCCAACCUCAUAUCAGUUCGUUAGCCCAUCAAUUCUCUUUCCAAAUCUGCGAAGUGCUCUCUGCCCAGCCUUACCACCUCCCCUACCUCGUGCUCCUGUCUCUACUAGACCUCUUCUUUGAGAAUGCCUGCCUCAAGACUUGUUAUAGAUUUUAGAGCAGUUCUGCGGACUGUCAACUGGGAUGCUCAUAUAUAGGUGGCACGUAAAGCCCUGUUGUUGUUCCGGCUAGAGUUAGUUUCUGUUGACUUUGUUGGUUAUCAGUGGGAUGUGAAGAGGUUGUGGGUAGUGGUUCUUUGUAACUAUGUUCUUGAUAAUUCUCGGGGAAAAAAGACAUUAAAACUAGUUUUUGACAGCAUAGAGUUACUCUUAUAAGUCACUAAUUCAUCUAGAAAAAAAAUAUUGUUUAAUUCUUAUUAUGUUAUGUAUGCUCAAGAGUUUUAAAAGGCUCUCUCGGUGAAUAAUUUGGGUCCAAAUUCAAUUAUAUGCAUCAUUAAAAUGGCGAGUUAUGUGGUGCCAUUUCAAGAUUCGUGGCCCGUGCCGCCAUAUUUUCCACCUUCAAAUUCAUUUUAUUCUCUAUUGGCGUCGAAUUGAUUGCAGGUGGCCUCAAGUUUAGUAGACCUAAUCGUCAAAAAGUGGCACGUGGGGUAGAGAUUCUUAGGUAAUAAUCCAUUUUAUUCAUGCUAUGUAUUAUGUAGGCAGCCGCCGGAAAGAAUUGUUAAAUAUAACAGAAUUUGCACAAGCAUUUUGCCGAAUAUCACUUGUAGAAAAUAAACAAAAAUAUAUUCAAACAAUUCACUGGAUCAUCUUAUGCUAGAUUAUCAAAGGUUUGUUGAAGAUACCUGGAUUCAUGAUGACCGUCUAAAUCUAGAUGAAGAAAUGAUGACGAUCAAUCUUCGAACGAUGCCUAUAACCGCACGACCCGGGAGGUUAUGCAACCUUCCUCAACCAAGCUCCCUCAAACCCAGUCUUAGGCUAUCUCACUCAUUCUUAUAGGAAGAAUAUGUGUGUGUUGAACUUGGUGCAUUAAUUGGGGACUACAAUCUCAAAUUCCUUAUAUACAAGUCACACCAUGGCUCUCAUAACACUAUAUGUGGACACGUAUGUAGCUUUCCACACAUUGAACUUACGGGGUCGUUUGCUUGUUGGAUUUGGUUAUAGGUGUCAAUCGGGCAGGUUCGGGCUGGGUUCAAUCGGGUUGCGGGUUAGUCGGGUUGCGGGUUCGUCGGUUCGGGUUCAAUCGGGUUCGGGUUUAAUCGGGUUGCGGGUUAGUCAGGUUGCGGGUUGAUCUGGUUUGGGUUCAAUCGGGUUACGGGCAAAUCGGGUUUCGGACCGGGCGGAUUGGGUUGCGGGUUGUUCGGGUCAACGUGUCGAAUUACUUACUCGUUACCAACUUACACAUUUUAAUACACUAAUUUAAAAUAUUUUUCACAGUUUUUAAUAAAUUUCUUUGUACUGUGUAUAUAUACUUAAUUAAGAAAAACUAGUCAAAAUCACCACAACCGAAAUUUGAAAUCUCGCCUUCCCACCAUAACUAAAAUUGCGCCGCCCAAAAUUUCAUCAUCACCCGCCCACUACAAUUACACCAAAAACACAAAACCCUUCCCUCUACUUGCAAAAAAUUGGGUGCCCAAAAUUUCAUCACACCCGCCCAAAACCAAAAUUUUAUCACACCCGCCCAAAAUUACUUCUUAGUUCUUACCCUGUCAUCUUUUCCAAUAAUAAAGUUUAUUAUUAUAGACAAAAGGUCUUAGUUAUUAUUUAUUAUAAAUAUUAGCAUUGUGC
This is a messenger RNA of Linum trigynum, 3749 nucleotides long. The record is from the annotation of a GenBank genome assembly. Lineage: Eukaryota; Viridiplantae; Streptophyta; Magnoliopsida; Malpighiales; Linaceae.